AUGGAUCGAGACUGGAUUUACUUGCCACACAUCAGUGUUGAAUAUGAGAAAGGAGUAGAAGAAUUUAUACAAUUUACGCAACGUUAUGAAGGUAGAAGUGAUGAUGAAGUGAAGUUUAGAUGUCCUUGUGUGAACUGUUUGAAUGCGAGAAAGUUGAAUGCAACUGCAAUUAGGGAACAUCUUAUAUGCGAUGGUUUCCUUCCAAGUUAUACAAUAUGGACAUGGCAUGGCGAAUUAAUAGACUUCCCAACUGUCUCCCGAACUGAAAAUUUUGUGGAUUCCAUCAUGGAAGAUCAACGUGAAGAAGACAAAUUAGAGGACAUGAUCCGUGAUGUUGGCGCUGAAGCUCUUGCCCAAGCGCACGUGUAUGAGACAAUCUCUACUGAUUUAGAGACUCCGUUUUCAAUCGCUGCACAUAGCAUGUUGUUAGGGAAAUCAACUACUAUGACAAAAAGGCUAGCAUGGUCGAGCAUCAAGUGUAAUUUACAAACCGGCUCAUAUGAGUGCAGUUACUAUGUAAUGCAAUGGAUAUCAACCAUUGUACGUGCUCGUAUCACAAGUGGUUGGGAAACGAGAUUUGGUACCAGUACAUCAAUCCCCGUCAAGUCCAUCAAAUAUUUAAGGAUAGCUUUGGCAAAGUAUAUUAUUCAAAUGUACAAUAGUACUUAGUAUAUUUGUUUAUGAAAGCAUAUGAUAUUGUAAU
Messenger RNA from Vigna unguiculata (cowpea), 703 nucleotides. RefSeq lists its product as uncharacterized. NCBI's taxonomy places the organism in Eukaryota, Viridiplantae, Streptophyta, Magnoliopsida, Fabales, Fabaceae. Gene Ontology annotation, biological process: proteolysis. Gene Ontology annotation, molecular function: cysteine-type peptidase activity. The record is from RefSeq and is a predicted model, not a curated record.